Molecule: messenger RNA, 2932 nt
Organism: Colletotrichum scovillei
Lineage: Eukaryota; Fungi; Ascomycota; Sordariomycetes; Glomerellales; Glomerellaceae
Exons: 3
Coding region: 420-2477 (685 amino acids)
Source: RefSeq, a predicted model, not a curated record
CUAAUCAAGACGUGGCCCCUCCUCCGCCCUAACUUUUCCUCUUUUUUUCCACCCUUUACUUAACGAAUCCGUGCUCCACCCACGUCUGCCCACUUGAUUGAGCUGAACGGCACUUUGAGGACGACGACCAUCACCCACGAUCAAGGUCGCGAAGUCGAGAUCGACGUCAAAGAACGCGUUUGACGAAAGAUUGACGCGUCAACUCGUGGAUCGUGAGCAGCUUCUUCUUUGCGCACUUUUUGACUGUUACUAACACACAGACAGAUUGCACCUGACCAAUCAAGGUCCAUGGACGAAGGUCUCAUUCAACUUAGAGUCGUUCCUUCUUCAACCAGUGCACUUGGCUUCCCGAAGAGCAUCUUCCAUUUGGCUUGGUUAUAGAGUCACUUUCUACAGAUCCAGCAAGCGGCUGUUCAAAGAUGGCAUCACCAAUGAUGCAGCAGCCGCCUAUGCCCAAUAGCGGCGCAUACGGCCAUGGUCCAGUUCGCCAGUCCGCAUCACAUUCUCCCGCUUUCCCUCCGCCGUCGCAACCAGUUGCGGCUCCCAAGCAAACCCCGGUGCCUGUUACUGUACCAGGUGCUGCUGCGAAUGGAGUCAAGUCGCCUGUUGUUCCGGUCGUCACCUCUGAUAUUCAGCAAGAAACUCAGUCAGCGUCAGCUCAACAUACGAGUAACGUGGACAAAAAUAAGAGAUUCCACGACGACUAUGCUCGGCUCUCCGCUGCGAUUCAAGAAUCAGACCCGGAUGCAGUCAGACGGGCCAUUCGGGACAACCAUCCAAAGUGUUUGUUUGGUUCACACUAUCACCUAGCUUUUCUAAUGAACGUUACCAUGCAUCAAGCCGACAUGGGAAUCUUCCAGAGAGCCGUCAGGGACUAUGGUGCAAGGUUCUUAGAGGCCGGCAAGCAUGAGCUUAUCAAUGCCAUGACCACGGCUGACAUUGAUGAGGUGGCGGAUAAGAUUCUCGCCAAGGCCUCCGACAUGUUCCUUGACAGAGCUCUUGUAGCUCGUCUGCCCACCAUCCAGGCACGUCGACUUGUUAAUGCCCUGGCGCGAGCGGAGAGGCUCGGAUACGAUGCUGCGGAUAUUGUCGAGAAUGAGCAUGUCAUCCCCUCUUUGCCUGGAAAUACUCCUGCGGCUCCGGCCCAACAACAACAGCACCUACAGCAACAGCAACAGCAGCACCAGCAGUUACAACAACAACAUCAAGUUGCCCUCGCGCGUACGAACUCCUUCAAGAGUGUCAACCAAAAGCCAGAGUUCCCUGUGCAACCCCUAGAGCCAGCGGAUCCUGCCAACCCGCAAUGCCUUUACUGCCACCGCACUUUCCCAGGGGUAUCGGCCUACCAACAUCACGUCAAGAAGAAGAUCUGUGUUAAGACGUCUCCGCUGUCAAGAUCGACUAGUGAGGCGUACAUGUGCCCUCACUGCGCGCAAAGAUUCGGCGGCAUGGCUGGUUUGCAGUACCACAUGAUGAACAAGGUGUGUGGCGACUUUGGCGAAGUCAUCAAGGAUGAUAUUUCCUCGAUUCCGAAGGCGUCCCUGCCGCCGCCAGUUCUCAACCUGUCUGUCAAACGGCCAGCUCCGGAUAGCGCCCCCAUGUACGUCGCCUCCGGUAGCAACAGCCCGGCAUACUCGAACACCCAGACACCUCGCGCUCCUUCCAGCUCUCAAGCGGUUGAUCUCUCGAAUGCUCCCUUGGGCACCCCUCAGCCCAAGGAUAUGGCCCAUCUCACAGUACAUCAAAUUGAGGCGCUGAAGGCCGAGUUACAAUUAGCUGAAGAAGGAUUCAAGAUGAAAAUCGACGCUGCGCAGAAAGCCGGUGGUGACCCGGAUGAACUGCAGAAGAAGCUGGCGGGAUUCAAGAACUCGUACGCAUGCAAGCAGUCUACGAUCCGCAAGAAGUACGGCAUCAAGCUGCGUCAGCGACGUAAUCGCGAGGAGAUGGAAUUGGAACGCCAGCGUAUGGGCAUGCCUGAUGGUGUACCUCGCACGAUUCCCACGCCGAGUAAGGAAGGCCAUGCCGACAAGCGAGUUCGCCUCAAUGGAAAUGGUGAUGCGUCGGCGACGCAGACUCCGCGGGACCUUACACCGAUCCAGACCGUCGCGGUAACGGACAUGGCCAACGGCCUCAACGGGUCCAACGCGACGGCCGCAACACAGGAUCCGACGGCGAGUAUGAGCAUGUCACAGCCGCCUACAUCCGCACAGCCGGUGGCGAGCCGGCCGCCGCCGUCAACAUACCAUCAAGGCAACUAUAGAGUCGGGGUGCACGUCCCAAGCCCGUCGAAGAAGGUUGGGUCUGCCCCUCCUGACGAAAGCGCGAUGGAGACAACGCCGUCGAAGCCAUCGUCUAAUGGCGGUAUGACGGCCUUGCAGCUUCUCAAGCAAGUGGGGGGUGAUGCUGGAGCCCCUAUUGACCUGGACGACGUUGAGAGUUCCUCCGAAUCAGAUUCCAGCUCUGACGAAGAAGACUGAGCGCAUCACUAGCUACGUCUUUCGUUUUUGCCGUCUUUUUUACAUCAGCAUUGUUUGCGACGAUUUUGCAACCUCUUGAUUUCCGGCAGAGGACUACCGCUGAGAGAAGAAGAGGGAGUAUUUGCAUUAUCUGGACGCAAGCAUCCAGCUACAUUUCCCGGAUCGACACAGCUCGGAUACCCCCAGGUUUCUCAUUUUCGGUACAGGCAUCGGGACAUAGUCAGAAGGCGUUAAGGCAUCAGCGAUGGCAAUUUUUGAGAUUCUUUUAGACACCUGCACGCAAGAUUUUACUUUUCAUCCAACAGGUUCGUGGCUGGAAGCCCCGGAGUCGCAUCAUCUUUGGUCUGCAAAAGUCCUCAAAAGGCUGCGAAGGGGUCAUUGAAGCACAAGGGUCCAGACGGCCCGGGUUGAAUCCCUGCAAGGUCGACAUUUCAAUGUUAAUAGCAAAUAAAGAC